Molecule: messenger RNA, 1267 nt
Organism: Rhipicephalus microplus (southern cattle tick)
Lineage: Eukaryota; Metazoa; Arthropoda; Arachnida; Ixodida; Ixodidae
Source: RefSeq, a predicted model, not a curated record
UUUUGUGCGAGCAUGUUCCUUACACAGGAUGCGCUUCUGUUCCACGCUGUGACACGGGGGACGCAACUGCACCCGUCGAGCCCGACAAGGACAAACGUCUACACACAGAGACGUCGUUGCUAAUCAAGUGCUUUUUUUUUAUUCACGAGAGCUUUGCUGCCCUCCAGCGAUUUCACACACGUCGUGAAAACAAGUCGCUCAUAUAAAGGACAGCGGAAAUUACCUCUGCGACUCCCUCUCUCUAUGCCGCGCUGUAGCGGAGGAACCAAGGGAAGAUGAACGUGCGCCAACACGUGAAGACGAGUGAUGAAAUGACCGCUAAAAAAAUGAACAGCUCUAGAACAUCCAAGUCGGGAUCCUUAAACGACGGCCGUACGUAGUUUGGCCUUGGCAGCGCUGAUUCUCUCGUGGUGAUUCGUCAAGCCAAAAGUUUAUAUUUGGACGCUGACUGGCGACGACUUGUGGACGCGGAGGUAACAGCAGCCACGAGUGCCAGCAGCUUGGUUGCUGCGCGUUAAACUAGAGGAAGACCGAAUCUUGCCUCCAGAUUGCAUAGGAGAUUGCGUCGUGUGAACUUCUUGUGCAGUGGGAUCAUUCAUUUCUGCAUUUCUUCUAUAAAAGGCAUAGAAGAUGGCCUUAAGAUCAGUUGCAAUAUGGAUACUGCUGACGUUAAUGUGCAGCGGUGUGCCAGCUGCUGAAGAUGAGUGUAAGUUCCACGAUGAACACCUGGAGCGUGCCAUCAACUCUUUCAUAGAGAAGCUUCCCGCCGAGCGUUCAGAGACACCCGAUAAAGAUUCAGAGACACCGGAAGAAAUCGACAUCAUCGAAUUUAAAUUCUUCGGUCUCAACUCCUUCAGACCUUUCGGUCCGUUUCUUACCUUCUGCAGGGACGGCAGCAGGUUCGUCCAGUUUGACAUGGUGAACAAGAGGCCCCUUAUUCUCGCGGGAACGAUCAAAGGCAACGAUAGCAGCACAAACGAACUCCUAAGUCGGGCCCUGUUGGUUCGCUUCACAGCGCAGUUUGAAGUGGAAGGCACUGGAGAGGACGUGAAGAUUCAUCCCACAGUGAACAUGCCGGUGUCCAUGGUCGGUCUUUCUAUGCUUCUCAAGACCGUCGACAAAGAAACAAAAGAAGACAUUGGUAUCAUUCUCCACUCACCGAAACCGCACUUCAUUCGUGGCCUCUGGCAUGGAAUGCUCUUUAGUGAGCUGGACAAGCUUUUUGGAGAAAUUUUGCCGAAAAAAUAAAUGUAUUCCUGGUCUGGCA